AUGGGUAUUGAUAAAAGCAUAGCACAUUUGAGAACGAUUUUAUGUGAGAGCUUUUUACACUUUUUGAGUCAUUUCUUCCGCCAUGUUGAAAAUUUCANAGCUUGUUAUCCGGCUGCGGUGGUUCGCACAAGAUUACAGAUCCAGCGUUGUGACAAGCUUUACAAGAGCACAUGGGACGCAUUCAAAAAGAUAGCAAGYCACGAAGGUUUCGGGGGACUAUACAGAGGUUUUCURUUUGCACAAAUAGGAAUUAUUACAGGAGCGUCGUAUUUAGUUACUUACGAGGUAUCAAGGAAAAAGCUAUCUUACCUGGAUGAAGCAAGCAGAGGUUUCAUUGCUGGUUUUGCCGCCGGAAUCGUCGACCAAUGCAUCAACAAUCCUGUGCAAGUUGUUCUUCAAAGAAGAAUGCUGGAAGGUCAACAYAUCACYCCMAAAGGUCGUAAGCAACUUCGAGGAGCUGCAAGGAUUGUGUUUGAAGUGUAUUCAGAACAUGGCCCAAAYGGUCUUUACCGUGGCUUCGRAGCAUCACUUUUGGGAAGUGGACUAGAUAGUGCCRUGUGGUGGGCAUGCUACGGUGUUCUUUUGCAGCACCUUGGAGAUCGCGUCCCWGAUGGAACACCACAUGUGGUUGUCCAGGGCACUGCAGGCGCUUUAUCCGCAUUUGCUACAACAGUUAUUGGAAACCCUUUGGAUAUUAUCAGAACUAGAUUACAGGUUGAAGGAAAGAAGUCGAUAUCUAAAGUCUUAGUUGAUCUACUAAAGAAAGAAGGCCCAUUAGCUCUAUCUAAAGGAUUGCUUCCAAAUCUAGCCAUGGCUAUACCAACAAACAUGUGUGUCAUAUGUGGUUACGAGACAAUUAAAUGGUUAAGCCUUAAAGAAGAAAUGGUACAACUAUACCAAUAAUUAAAAUUGAAAAUUUCAAUAAUGUGUAAUAAUUUCAUUCAUGGCUUAGUAAUUAUUCUACUAUGAAGUGCUAACCUUUUUCCUUGGCUGGACAAGGGUUAGGUGUAGGACCAUAAUUUCAAUCUGUAUUGUAAUUUUUUUUCAACAAUUUUCAUAAUUAUCCAAAAUAAGUCCCCUUCUGAUCAACAUAAUUAUUGAAAACACAAAAACAGUAAAAUUACUCAUGAAUAUUACAAAAUGCUUAUUUUAUUAUUUCCAUGAUGUAUAUCAUCCYCACAUACAUAUGAUAUCACUCAGUAUUCUAUCUUACAUCCUUUUACCAUGUCAGGCUAUAACUGCCUGUUGCUAUGGUAACUAUCAUACAAUAGAUUAUACUUGAGGGAUUUACUGUCAUUAAGCAUGUUAAUGAGUGCUGUUUCCUCAUUAAUUUCAAUACAUCAUAAUAUAAUAAUAUAAAGCGCCUGCAGUGCCCUGGACAACCACAUGUGGUGUUCCAUCUUUCUAUUUAUAACAAAAAAGCAAAGAGGUUGUUAAACUUGUGAUAUAAAAUUGCUCAAUAAAAUUUCUUUUUCUUUCACAUUUUUCAUUAUUUACUGCUUGGAAAUCUAAGUUAUCCAAGUUAGAGUGCAUACUUCAGUAUAUCCGUGAAAUGUUUUAUUGCAAAUUGAAUUCAGCU
Messenger RNA from Exaiptasia diaphana, 1579 nucleotides. RefSeq names its product solute carrier family 25 member 44. Gene Ontology annotation, cellular component: mitochondrion. The transcript has 2 exons. The record is from RefSeq and is a predicted model, not a curated record. Bases 1 to 903 code for a protein of 300 amino acids. NCBI's taxonomy places the organism in Eukaryota, Metazoa, Cnidaria, Anthozoa, Actiniaria, Aiptasiidae. Gene Ontology annotation, molecular function: branched-chain amino acid transmembrane transporter activity. Gene Ontology annotation, biological process: branched-chain amino acid catabolic process.